GAAACUUUGUGUGAAGCAGGGACGGGGUUGUGACAGACUAACAACGUUGCGAGGUAAUGUACAUCUAACCGACCUCAAUGUUUGUGGGAAAGAGCUUAUCACUCACGUAAAAGGGUUCUUAAUACCUACUGUCACGACGUACGGGUCGUUGCAACUGUCGUAGAUGUCUGUGUCUCCAUGGUAGAAACUCUAUUCUGGAUUCUCUAUAUAACUGGAGCUUCUCCACUCGACCUCACUAUCUCUCUAGUUACCUCCACCGCUUCCCAGUGAAUAAGUAACCCCGGUCAAUCGAUUCUCAGUGUCGUCCCCAACCUCCCCUCACCUCGUCAGUGACCAAACUUGGGGCUAUGGUAUCAUACACCCCACAGACAAAUCUGUGGCUUGAACGAUCUCGUCUUGAUGGAAUGGUGCUAGCGGGUGUAUCUUACGGCAUAUUCUUUCUCCUCACAGUACUAGCCGGGAUCGCUCUCAUGCAGCGGCCUCGAUAUGGGGUUAAAAUUGCGGACCAUCGUUCCGCGCUUCUUUUUUACAUCUUCAUCACUUUCGUAUUGGGGACGGUAUGCUUCGCUGCGAACACAAAAUUUACAGAGAUGAUUUGGAUAGACCUUCGCGAUGCACCUGGUGGCCCAGCAGCUCUGAUCGAAGACGAAAUGAAGUAUCGUAUCAACGUUCUGGCGAUUUGUUGUGGUCAAGUCCAGGAGUGGUUUAUGCAAGCUCUGCUCCUUCACCGAUGUUUUGUGAUAUGGAAUUGGACAAGACGGGUGAUGAUCCCGAUGAUCACACUCUAUAUUGCCAUGAUCGUGGUGUCUAUCUCGAGCCUGAUCCAGGGGAGCACUGGUACCGUAUAUUACCAAAUCAACGUCAUAACUGCCUACCUUUGCAUCCAAGUGGGGAUCACUGUGAUUUAUACCACCCUCGUGGUGCAUCGUUUACUCGCUAUGCGAAAACAGAUGAAGCGGGCCAUGGCCCAAUAUGAUUCUAGUACCUAUGAUACCAUCGUCCUCAUGGUCGUCGAGUCCGCCGGGUUAUAUUCUGUCUUCGCUAUUAUUUUCAUAAUUGCCUUUGCUCUGCAUUUGAACGGUAUCACUACUAUAUGCUACCUGUCUAUUGCCUCAGUGCAGGGCAUCGCCCAGUUAUUUAUCAUCCUUCGCGUCGCACGGGGGCGGGCAGUUACACACGAAUGGCCAAGCCGAGCUACUGCUGUACCUACGGCUAUAUUAUUUGCAGGGACUGUAUCGGACACGGCAGAGAAACCAAACGAGGAACAGAUGGCUGGGCCAGAGCAGGACGUUGUUCAGACGUAUUCUAUUUCCGCGAAGGCAGCGGAAGUGUAGGUGUGUAUAGCAUGGCAUAAUAAACCUGCUGAAGGUCUUUGUGUGAGGCAUGGAUGGGGUUGAGACAGUCUAUCAGUGUUGUGGCCAAGGCCA
Suillus paluster is the source of this 1427-nucleotide messenger RNA. RefSeq lists its product as uncharacterized. Bases 348 to 1334 code for a protein of 328 amino acids. Lineage: Eukaryota; Fungi; Basidiomycota; Agaricomycetes; Boletales; Suillaceae. The transcript has 7 exons. The record is from RefSeq and is a predicted model, not a curated record.